Messenger RNA from Rhinolophus ferrumequinum (greater horseshoe bat), 1153 nucleotides. Its product is annotated as protein DGCR6. NCBI's taxonomy places the organism in Eukaryota, Metazoa, Chordata, Mammalia, Chiroptera, Rhinolophidae. The record is from RefSeq and is a predicted model, not a curated record. The coding region runs from base 96 to 692 and encodes 198 amino acids. The transcript has 5 exons.
ACUGUCGUAAAAGGGGGCGGAGCGCCCUGCGCUCCGAGCUGACGUAGCGCGGGGGGCGCGUCGCUUGGGCCGGCGAGCGGCGGGGCGCGGCCGUCAUGGAGCGCUAUGCUGGCGCUUUCGAGGAGGCGGUAGACGGGACGCGGCAGCAGGAGCGGCACUAUCAGCUGCUGUCCGCGCUGCAGAGCCUGGUCAAGGAGCUGCCCAGCUCUUUCCAACAGCGCCUGUCGUACACCACGCUCAGUGACCUGGCCCUGGCGCUCCUCGAUGGCACCGUGUUCGAGAUCGUGCAGGGGCUGCUGGAGAUCCAGCACCUCACCGAGAAGAGCCUGUACAACCAGCGCCUGCGGCUGCAGAACGAGCACCGAGUGCUCAGGCAAGCGCUGCGACAGAAGCACCAGGAAGCCCAGCAGGCCUGCCGACCCCACAAUUUGCUCGUGCUCCAGGCAGCUCAGCAGCGUGAGCAGGAGGCAGUGGAGCACCGGAUCCGCGAGGAGCAGCGAGCAAUGGACCAAAAGAUCGUCCUGGAGCUGGACCGGAAGGUGGCAGACCAGCAGAGCACGCUGGAGAAGGCAGGGGUUGCUGGCUUCUACGUGACCACCAAUCCGCAGGAGCUGACGCUACAGAUGAACCUCUUGGAACUCAUCCGGAAGCUGCAGCAAAGGGGCUGCCAGGCAGGGAAGGCAGCCCUGUGACCAGUGGGUCCCUGCCAGUCACCCACUGCCCAUCCUGCCUGGAAAGACAGCCCUGCCCCACUGUCACUACAGGAGCAGAAAGCCGAGGAACUUGGAUUCCUGACAUCUAGCCACCACCUUCCCAGGUGCCUGCAGGAAGCGUCACCCUCUGAGAGGCAAGGUGGACCCUGGCUGUGUCUGCCACCCACUUCUGUCUGGGUUUUUAUGUCUAAAGCUAGGGUGGUAUAAAGCGGGGAGUGGACCCAGCCUGCUGGCUGUCUGCCCCAGAGCUGGGCGGAGGGUGGGGAUAGAGGUCUGAGGGCCUUGUCCCUCUACCAAGCACAUCCCAACCUCUGCCAAGCGCCAGGCUUCGUGCUCAUUCUGGUCUCAGCCCCUCCCUGGGCAGGUGCAGCCCCCAAGUGGGAGAGGCUCCAAGGCCUAAGGGCUGUGUGACCCAGAGAAAUAAAGAUGCCUCAGUAUGG